Molecule: messenger RNA, 1645 nt
Organism: Carya illinoinensis
Lineage: Eukaryota; Viridiplantae; Streptophyta; Magnoliopsida; Fagales; Juglandaceae
Product: putative serine/threonine-protein kinase
Exons: 7
Coding region: 372-1526 (384 amino acids)
Biological process (GO): protein phosphorylation
Molecular function (GO): protein kinase activity; ATP binding
Source: RefSeq, a predicted model, not a curated record
UGGUAGAGCCAAAGUGCAAGACAAGGAAAUAAUGCACAAAAAGGUCACCAUCACCUUUGAGAUAACUAUUACCUUUGACCUUUCUCCACUUGCCAAGGCUUUGAAAUGUGGUUUUCAUAUUUCAAAACAUUUUGAUAAUGGGUUUCAUCCUUCCUCCCCACUCAUUUCGACCCAAUCCACCUUCCUUAAUAAAUUACCUGGAUUUUGGCGUUUGCUGCUCCUACAAACCCACAAGAAUAAGAACAUCCAAUUCCUUUUUGGCUCGGGCAUUUUGGAAUUCGUAACACUCCUAAGUGCAUGUUAGAUUUUUAUGAAUUGAAAAGGAGAUAUGAUAAAGAAUUUAGUGUAAGAACUCCCCCAAGUGUUUAGCAAUGAGUUGUGGAUGGUUUGGUGCCUUCAGCGGCUGUAAAGGAAAGCAUGGUGUAAAUCAGACACGGGUAGAAGGUAAGAAACUAGGAAUUCUUACCAGCGAUGUAAAGUGCUUUUCUUAUAACUCGUUGAGAUCAGCAACUACAAAUUUCCAUCAGUCAAGAAAAAUUGGUGGAGGAGGCUAUGGAGUUGUCUAUAGAGGUGUUUUAAGAGAUGGUACUCAAGUUGCGAUUAAAUCUCUCUCGACGGGAUCUAAACAAGGAACUCAUGAAUUUUUGACGGAGAUUAAUAUGAUAUCAAAUAUACGACAUCCACACCUUGUUGAACUCAUUGGGUGCUGUGUUGAGGACAAUCAUCGGAUAUUGGUAUAUGAGUAUCUGGAAAAUAACAGCCUUGCAAGUGCUUUGCUAGGUUCAAAAAGUAAACAUGUUGCUUUGGAUUGGCCAACAAGAGCUGCUAUAUGCCGGGGUACAGCUUCUGGUCUUGCAUUUCUGCAUGAGGAAUCUGAACCACCUAUUGUCCACAGAGAUAUUAAAGCUAGCAAUAUACUUCUUGAUGGAAACUUUAAUCCAAAAAUAGGAGAUUUUGGGCUGGCAAAGCUUUUUCCAGACAAUGUCACUCAUCUUAGUACUCGAGUGGCGGGAACCAUCGGAUAUCUCGCCCCAGAAUAUGCACUCUUAGGGCAACUCACAAGGAAGGCGGAUGUAUACAGUUUCGGGGUGCUUUUGCUUGAAAUAGUUAGUGGUAGAAGCAGCAAUAAGGCAGCAUUUGAGGAGGAGUUACUGGUUCUGGUGGAAUGGACAUGGAAACUGAGAAAAGAAGAAAGAGUUCUGGACAUUGUUGAUCCUGAACUGACCGAGUAUCCAGAGGCUGAGGUGAUGCGCUUCAUUAAAGUCGCGUUAUUUUGUACCCAGGGCGGUGCACACCAAAGGCCCACCAUGAAGCAAGUCGUAGAGAUGCUUUCCAAGGAAGUGCACCUCAAUGAAAAGGCACUAACAGAGCCAGGCACAUUUAGGGUUCGUUCUACCAGUCACCCGAGUGGCAUUAAUGUUUCGGAAACAUCUCGGGCAGAGAAGCAAAAGCAACCGUCAAAUCCUUCUGUAAAUUUAACUCACUCAUAUAGCUCUCAAACUGAGACAACGUUGCUUCCAAGAUGAUCCAUUCUCCCAUUCUUCGUACUGGCUUGUUGUAUUUGUUAUCUAAUAUUUUUUUUGACCGACUGCCAAUUGAAAACCUUCUCUUUCUUGAUUAAGUAAAUUGAUUGAAACCUGUAAAA